Vigna angularis (adzuki bean) is the source of this 1782-nucleotide messenger RNA. RefSeq lists its product as uncharacterized. The transcript has 2 exons. The record is from RefSeq and is a predicted model, not a curated record. Bases 1 to 1782 code for a protein of 593 amino acids. Gene Ontology annotation, biological process: proteolysis. NCBI's taxonomy places the organism in Eukaryota, Viridiplantae, Streptophyta, Magnoliopsida, Fabales, Fabaceae. Gene Ontology annotation, molecular function: aspartic-type endopeptidase activity.
AUGAAGCGCGUUGAGCUCCCAACUUUUGAAGGUACUGAUCCUACUGGGUGGAUAGAGAAGGCUGAGAAGUUUUUUGACAUCCAAGGAGUAACGAAGAAAGAGAAAAUGAAGUUAAUGUAUAUUUGUAUGGACGGAGGCGCUAAUUACUGGUUCCGCUUCUGGCGGAAGAAAACCCGACACCCAACGUGGAAGUCCUUUAAGGAGGCAUUGACGCGGAGGUUUGGAGGACAGAACCGGGGAAAUUUUUUUGAGAAGUUGGCCGUUGUGCGACAGCGAGGGGGUGUAGAUGAGUAUAUCCAAGAGUUCGAAGUACUCGUGGCGCAGGCAACCGAAGUAACUGAAGAUCAAUUACUGGGGUAUUUUUUCGCAGGUUUGCAAGAGCGAUUACGUAACACCGUGAGACCGCAUGAUCCAUGCGAUUUGUUGACGGCGAUGGAGCGAGCUCGGGACGUCGAACAAGUGGGGUUGACAUCGCGGGGAAGUAGUGGAGCUGGAGGAAAAGGAGGGGCGACGUGGGGGAGAUACCAUGCGAGUUCAGGGACGGUGGCAAGGACGAAAACUUUUCGUGGGCCGUUGGAGGGGUCGGUGAAUGGUAGCGGAGGGCCAGGGAUGAAGAAGAACGUUAGUCCGAAUACCAUGAUUUCAAAGGCUGGUAGUAGUGGAGGAGGAAACGCAGGAUGGGGCGUUAGGACUUUGCCAUACCCAGAAGUAUACAUUAAGCGAUGUGAAGAAGGACGCUGCUUCCACUAUGGCGGACCUUACAGCCCGGGUCAUCGCUGUGCAGAACGAAGCAUGCGGGUCAUGAUUUUGGCGGAGGAGGAUGAAGACGAAGAGGCAGAUGAGAAUGUCGCAGUAGAACAGAUGACGAUGAAGUUGUCGGGAUUGUCCACCUAUGGACUUUUGCAAUCUAACACGAUGAAGCUGCAAGGUUGGGUGCAAGGGCAGAAAGUUCUAGUGUUAAUCGAUAGUGGAGCUACCCAUAGUUUUAUAUCUACCAAAUUGGUGAAAGAGUUGGGUCUAGAGUGCACCGACACACUCCCUUAUAAAAUAUGUUUAGGGGAUGGACAAAAGAAAGUGACCAGCGGGUAUUGCACAAGAGUCCCUAUGUUAUUAGAAGGCUUAGAAGUUAAAGAUAAAUUUUAUCUCUUUGAAUUAAGCGGUGUGGAUGUAAUAUUGGGAAUUACGUGGUUAGCAUCCCUGGGAGAGAUAAAGGUGGAUUGGGGACAGCUCAUCAUGAAGGUGGCGCAUGGAGGGGAAGAAGUGGAGAUAAAGGGUGAUCCAGCCUUGACACGUAGGGUGGUGACUCCAGAAGCACUUAUAAAAGAAAAAGGGAUUGAAAUUAUGACCUUAGUGUGGAGUUUAAGCCAAACAGAAUUGAUGGAUGAGGAGAUAGAAAAGAAUAGCUUAACAUACCCCCAAGGACUACCACCUGAGAGGAGAGUUGAUCACAGAAUUCCCUUGAAAGAGGGCAGUGAACCCGUUAAUGUGAGGCCAUAUAGGUACCCCCAUGGCAUGAAAAUAGAGAUAGAGCGUCAGGUGGAGGAGAUGUUGAAUUUGGGCAUUAUUAGACCCAAUAACAGCCCUUAUUCUAGUCCUGUAAUAUUGGUAAAAAAGAAGGAUGAAAGUUGGAGGUUUUGUGUGGAUUAUAGGGCAUUGAACAGAGUAACAAUGGCUGAUAAAUACCCUAUUCCAGUCAUUGAGGAGCUGUUGGAUGAACUUCAAGGAGCAUCAUAUUUUUCAAAAGUUGAUUUGAAGGCUGUGUAUCAUCAAAUAAGAAUGUAG